CCGGAAGUGCAAGCGCUCCGGUUUCUCCUCGGCCAGGCGGAACGCUCUGCUGGGCCCUGUGGCCGCAAAAGAACUUUCUUUCUCCCGCCCCAACGGUCGCGGCGGCCAACUGCCUCGCCCGCCUGGCAGCCUCACCCCCCCUUGUCUUCUGUUCCUCUCCGGCAUCGCGCGGCCCUGUCUCCCGCUCGCCCGGCGGUAUCCGCUUGCUGCCUCAACCGCCUCCUCGUCUUCUGCCCGGCCAACCGGCCCGCCCCGCUGCAGUGAUGUGCGACAAGGAAUUCAUGUGGGCCCUGAAAAACGGAGACUUGGACGAGGUGAAAGACUACGUGGCCAAGGGAGAGGAUGUCAACCGGACACUAGAAGGUGGAAGGAAACCUCUUCACUAUGCAGCAGAUUGUGGACAGCUUGAAAUCCUGGAAUUUCUGUUACUGAAAGGAGCAGAUAUUAAUGCUCCAGAUAAACAUCAUAUUACCCCUCUUCUGUCUGCUGUCUAUGAGGGUCAUGUUUCCUGUGUGAAAUUGCUUCUGUCAAAGGGUGCUGAUAAGUCUGUGAAAGGUCCAGAUGGACUGACCGCCCUUGAAGCCACUGACAACCAGGCAAUCAAAGCUCUUCUCCAGUGAUGGAUGGAUGGACUGAUAACUUGGGAAGAAUGACUCUCCUGUGGCCUCACACUGCUGCCUGUCUGUCUGUCACUCUCUAUCUGCCAGCUUCUUCAGCUCAAUACUUUAAGAGGGGUGAGGGGAGAGAGAAAUUCAUAACAAAUCAGACUACCAGAAACAAACCUUGUUUUGGAGGAGGGGAAAAAAACAUGUGGUCAGGCUUUUACUAGGAUUCCUGAUCAAGCCAGCCUCUUUUCCAUUUCUAAUAAAAUGCACAGCUUAUACCCAAGGGAGAGCAAAGACACAAUGUAGCGGGAUCAUUUGGACCUUUUCAGCUCCCACGCUAAUUAGAUUGUGUCAAAGGUCUGAUUAUACAAAGGCCAACUCUACCUAUUUGGUAGCCCUAGCUGUGAACAGUAGUGGCUGCUGUGAUGUAAACUUAGGGUGCUGAGAUCAGCAAUUAGCUACAGCCUUCUGCCUUAAGAUUGCACUCUCCUGGGGGUUCCUGGCUAGUUAAGAGCGCUGCCUGUGGUUGGUGACCAAAUCUUUCCUCAGUGACUCUGAGCUUUACAUGAAAGUUCAGUUAAGGUGAGGAGGGGCACACUCCUAAUUUGCUGGAGACUGAACUUUGGAUUUUCUCUCCCCUUUCACAUGUAUUUCAUGUCUCUAGAUAAAACUGACUAGUUUUAUUUAUAAAAUCUUAAAUUUUAGAAGUCUAAAGGAAGAAUCAUUCCAGUAUGUAUUUUUCUUCUCUAGAUUCAGACAUUUAUGUAACAUUGAAACACUUUUAAACUCCUGCUGGUAGUAAAAGGAGACUUAAAAAUAGAAUCAGGCUCUGGGGAUGUAGUUCAGUGGUAGAUCACUUUGCCUAGCAUACACAACCCUGGGUUCAAUCCCCAGCACUUCAAGAAAACAAAACAACUCCUUGUCUAAAAAUAAAAUCAUAGCCAUAAGUAUGUUAGUAUCAUAUGAAGAGAGAAUAGUUGUCUUGGUACCUCUGGAUUUUUUUCAUUUGCUAUUUGAGUGACUUGACCUCAGUUAUGUUUGAAGAGUCAGAAACAUUCGUUGGAAUGAUCUCUCUUACCCAUCUUAGAUCUGAUUACUUAGUGCACCAAAGCUAUCACUGGAUUUACUAUUUGGACAAAUUUAAUCCCAUCCUUUCAAAAGUAUGCUUGGUAUCAUUUCCCCGAAUUGUUGAUAAGUUUCUCCUGAACACAUGCCAACCCACCUGCCUAACAUUUUUGUUUCUUUUGUCAAUCAUGUAUUGCAUAAAGAGUGACAGUUCAAAAUACAUUCUGUGUUCUUAGAAUUACAGUGCCCUAAAAUGGUGUUCUUAUGACCUGCAGAAAACUUAGACACAUUUAAAAAUGUUUAUUUCAUGAACAGUAAAAUUAAUUGAAACAUGUAAUCUUAAAUUUGGUAUUUUGCAUUUAAAAUAUUAUGAUUUCUUUGACUUGCCAUCCAUAUAAGCUUACUAAAAAUAUUAGGAUUUUUCCUUAGCCAAAUCAUGCAAUAUUUGAAUGUACCUCAAAUUUUUAAAGGGGGGUGGGUGGGUUAGGGACUUAUAUUCAGAUUGUGGGUAAUAAAGAACUAAUGAUUUUUUUAAGGCAAUGUAGCAUUCUACAGCAGGGUUAAACUAUUGUCAGGAAUAGUCAGCCUGGCUAAUAAUAAAUUUUAUUGGUCAGUUGCUGAUUAGUUGGUUGGCAUGCAUGAGUGAGUGGGUGCACGUGUGUGUGUGUGUGUAUCCCCAUGACUUCUUUUUUUAUUCUGUGGCAUUUUUGCUUUCAACUAGCCUAACCCUGUAAUCUCCCUGUGUUCAAGAAAACAAUCACAAAACGGUUUAAAUACGUAGCUGUAUUUGGCUAAUUCUGCUGUCUUAAUGCAGUCUAUUAAGUUGAACAUCCUGAUUGGAAAGUGAGGGCACUCUGUCAGUCUAUAACUAUCAACAUAGUGCACCAGGGUAUUUUGAUACCUUUGUUUUCACCUCUUGGCAUAAUGCUAUUUAAAAGGCUUGAGUUUUACCCUUUACACAGUCUUCACCUUUACUUUCAAAGCGUUCGUUGUAGUUGGCUAUUGCAGAGAGUGCAUUUUCCUAUCAUUCCUAAACUGGUCUGCUUUCUACAGUCAUUAUGGCACCAAAACCAUGUGAUUCUUCAAUAUAGUUUAUCUUGAUGUUCCUUGUAAUGCAGUAGAGGCUACUUCGCCUUCCCUCUUCUUUCUUGGCCAUUUUGUAAACCCCAUAAGUAUGAAGCAAUUGCUUGAGAAAACAACAUGUAAGCAUAGAAUAGAAGAGACUGACCAAGAUGGUUUACAUUUUUUUUCUAACUAGAUUAUUUAUAAUGUAUUUCUGAACCACUUGGCAGAGAAGAUCAUAACACUUAAUGUUCAUAUUUUAGUAAAGGAAGCUAAAAUUAUGUCUGCUUUUUGGUACUUACAUGCAUUAGCAAAAGGCUAAGUUUUGUUCUCCACUGAAGUACUAUUUAACAUCUCAAAAAAAUUUGCAUGUUCUGUAGUCUUGUAUUAAAUCAGUCAUUUCGUAUGCAGUGUAUCAAGUAAAACAGGUGGUUUGCCUGUUUACUGUAGUACUAACACAUUCCCCCUGCAGCUUCAGACUGGAAUCUGUAGGCUUAGAGUUCUCAAAGCACCUAAAUAUCCCACGUAGUUCUGCUGUGCACAGCUCACCUAUCUAGACCCAGCCAGGCACAGAAAAGUAGGAGGUAAGUGCAGUGUGUGGAAGUCACAAGCAAAUAGGCCCUAUAUUCAUUGAUUUCUUUCUCCCAAAUAAUAGAUUUUGAAUUUACAUGUACCUAUUUCAUUUUUUUUUUAACUUCAACUAAGCUGCUGUUUUCUUCCAUGCAAUAUUGUAUACUCAAUUGUGUACAGAAGAAGCUGGUAAGAGUGCCCUCCUACAUAAAUAAGUAAUUGCUGUGUUUUGCAUGCAAAAUUUUAAAAAUUUAAAUUGUCCUGAUUCUAUUUUGUAAAUGGCAAAACAAUCAUCUUUCUAAGCAGUCAUGGAGGAAGACUAGAGCUUUGUGCAUUUUGAUAUAUUUGAGUUCAUUUUUCCACAAUGUCAUACUUUUGACAUAAUUGGGUUUCUCAUAAGUAUCCUAGUUCAUGUACAUCCGAAUGCUAAAUAAUACUGUGUUUAAGUUUUGUGUUGCAAGAACAAAUGGAAUAAACUUGAAUUGUGCUACA
Castor canadensis (American beaver) is the source of this 3794-nucleotide messenger RNA. It is a transcript of the gene Mtpn, whose product is annotated as myotrophin. Gene Ontology annotation, cellular component: BRCA1-A complex; BRCA1-BARD1 complex. Gene Ontology annotation, biological process: protein K6-linked ubiquitination. Gene Ontology annotation, molecular function: ubiquitin-protein transferase activity; protein binding. NCBI's taxonomy places the organism in Eukaryota, Metazoa, Chordata, Mammalia, Rodentia, Castoridae. The record is from RefSeq and is a predicted model, not a curated record.